AUGACAAUUACUCCACUAGCUAAAAGAAGCGAUUAUCCCUUUGAUUUAGGGACCUUCGGACGACCCAUCACCACCACCAGUCCCGAAACCCAAAUCUGGUUUAACCGUGGUCUUACUUGGGUCUAUUCCUUCAACCACGACGAGGCAGCUAAAUGCUUCGAGCAAGCAAUUAUUCACGAUGAGUCUUGUGCCAUUGCAUAUUGGGGCCUAGCUUAUGCCCUCGGCCCAAACUACAAUAAGUCAUGGGAGUUCUUCCGCGAUGACUUGAAGACUACUAUAGAGCGCACCUACAGAGCUUGCCAGAAGGCCAAAGCUCUUGCUUCCAACGCAACUCCAGUGGAACAGGCACUAAUCACUGCCAUUCAAUCUCGCUUCCAGAGCGACAUACCAUCGAAUUUAGACCAGUACGCUGCUCAAAAUCGCGCGUAUGCUGACGCAAUGGAGGGGGCAUAUCACGCUCUCGGAGAUGAUCUUGAUAUAGCCACCCUGUAUGCAGAUUCCAUCAUGAGCCUUACUCCUUGGAAACUCUGGAACCUGGAGACCGGGCUUCCAAACCCAGGUACACGGACUUUAGAUGCGAAGAAGGUCCUGGAGAAGGCACUCCGACACUCUGAUGCAUACCGACACCCGGGCUUGCUGCAUCUAUAUAUUCACCUUAUUGAGAUGUCUCACACACCGGAGCUGGGACUCGUCCCAGCGGAUUAUUUACGCGAGCUCGUCCCGGAUGGCGGUCAUGCGAAUCACAUGCCUGCACACUUGGAUGUCCUGGUCGGUGAUUAUCGAGCUGCUAUACGCGCGAAUCAGCGUGCCACCGCUUCAGAUGAGAAGUUCAUCCGCUAUGAGGGUGUGAUGAACUUCUACUCAAAUUAUCGCAUGCACAAUUAUCACACCCUCAUCUAUGCGGCCAUGUUUGCCGGUCAGAAGCAUGUCGCCAUCGAUGCUGUAGAUCGCAUGGAAAAAACUCUCCCGAAAGAAUUGCUGGUCAAAAUGGCUGAUUCGAUUGAGGUCUUCAUGUCCAUACGGCCACACGUCAUGAUCCGCUUUGGUAUGUGGGAUGAAAUCAUCAGUCUCCCACUCCCCGAUGACCCAGAGCUCUACUGUGUCACUCUUGCAGCUAUAUACUACGCGAAAGGUGUCGCACACGCGGCAAGCGGAAACAUUCCCGAGGCUGAAAAACACCGCGAGCUGUUCAGAGAAGCAGGAAAGCGUGUUCCCGAGGCUCGCCUGGAUUACCCGAAUAAGUGUGUUGAUACCCUUGGCAUUGCGACUGCCAUGUUGGAUGGCGAAAUAGAGUACCGGCGUGGAAAUUACACCGAGGCAUUUGAACAUCUUCGUCUCGCGAUCAAAUUGGAUGAUGGUCUAGGAUACAAGGAGCCGUGGAGCUGGAUGCAGCCUUCUCGGCAUGCGUACGGAGCUCUUUUAUUGGAGCAAGGCCACGUUGAAGAUGCCGCGAUAGCGUAUCGAUGUGAUUUGGGACUUGAUGAUUCCGUUAUCCGUGCACGUCAGCACCCGAAUAAUGUCUGGGCUCUGCAGGGGUAUCACGAAUGUUUAGUUCGUUUGGGCCGCACGGAAGAGGCCAGGGUCAUUGAGCCGCAGCUGAAGAUUGCAUUGGCAGUCGCGGAUAUUCCUAUCAAGUCCUCGUGCUUCUGUCGAACUGUGGCAUCGGAAGCGGAGAAAAGUUGCUCUAGCGGUGGCUGCCACUGA
Molecule: messenger RNA, 1704 nt
Organism: Penicillium verhagenii
Lineage: Eukaryota; Fungi; Ascomycota; Eurotiomycetes; Eurotiales; Aspergillaceae
Product: tetratricopeptide repeat protein
Exons: 1
Coding region: 1-1704 (567 amino acids)
Cellular component (GO): intracellular anatomical structure
Molecular function (GO): protein binding
Source: RefSeq, a predicted model, not a curated record